AUGGCCACGAUGGGUGGGGACCGAAGGCAGAUGAUGGAGGAUGCGGCGGAGGACAAGUUUUCCGAAGGGUUACGUGUCCUCGUUGUGGACGACGACUGCGUCUGCCUCAUGGUACUUGAAGCCCUGUUGCGCCGCUGUAAAUACCAACCAACGACGGUGAUGGAUGGAAAGACGGCGCUCAGGAUGCUCAUGGCGGGGAAGCAGCAGUUCGACCUGGUCAUCACCGACGUGCGCAUGCCGGACAUGGACGGCUUCAAGCUCCUCGAGCUCAUCCGCCUCGAGAUGGAUCUGCCCGUCAUCAUGAUAUCCGUUGAUUGCGACAAGAAGGUUGUGAUGAAGGGGAUAGAUCAUGGCGCGUCCGACUUUAUGGUGAAGCCAGUGCGUACCCAUGAGCUCAAAAACAUAUGGCAACAUGUUCAAAGGUGGAGAAAUCCCAAAGCAAUAAGCCACAUCAGCGAUCAUGACAAUGAUGUCCAGAGAGUUCAACCAGCGACUACUGACAAGAGUAAGUACUCGGGGAAUAAGAGAAAUGUUGGAGAUGAUUCUAGCGAGAACAAUGAGGGCACGCAUAUAUCCGCCAUCCACAGAAAGCCCCGGAUGACAUGGACAAUUGCGCUGCAUAACAAGUUUCUAGAAGCUAUCAACCAGAUCGGCCUUGAUAGUAAGAAUUCACAUCUUGUGCCUCAUUCAUCGACAAUGCUGGUGGCUGCUCGAUAUUUUCAUUAUAAUUUUUAUUACAUAAUUGUAGGGGCUGUUCCAAAAAAGGUAUUGGAGCUGAUGAAUGUGGAUCACCUCAGUAGAGAGAAUAUUGCGAGUCAUCUACAGAAGUAUAGAUUGCACUUAAAAAGAGUUAAGUCAAAUCCCUCUAGUGAUGCAUAUGAAAGAUGGAACUCAUCGUACAACAUGAACAACAAGGGCAAUUUCAUGCAUAAUCACGAACAUGGAAGAUGGAGUGUGUCCUCUGGCGACACUGCCUCUUGGAGUACAAACAAGUAUGGUUCAACGGGUCACUUGGCUCCGCCGAUGAACAUCCAAAGCAACUUCUACACAGGGUCAUACCUCCAUGAUCGUAGAAUGCCAAAGUAUGUUGGGAAACUACCGUCGGAUGCGAGAAGAUUCACAGGUUUUGCUGACCCUCCCGUCAGCCUAUACGACAACAUACCCAAUGAGAUAAUGUCAGAUGAAUUUCCAUCAUUCAAUUAUAGUAAUUCCUAUGCUAACAUCAUGCAUGGCAAGAUAAUGGAGAUAAGCAAAGGCAAAACCCCUUCCAAUCUUCAAAGUUCAUUUGCAAACACAACAGUUGGUGGCGGGAGGUCUCUUGUUGCAUCACAGGUGAACUUCCCACAUAGCAACCAACUAGAGAGAUAUGCAAUGUCAUCUGGCCGGCUACCUCUGCAAAAUGAAAAGGCACCAUUCAUAAGAAACACCACAUCAGUGGGAGGCUUCACUGAGCAAAUGGCACCAUUCAACAUGGCAAGCAACAUAAGCUCAGUAGGAACGAUGUUGAAUGGUAGCUCUACACUUGAUGCAAGUAGAACUUCAACUAAUGAUACUCAUCUGGUCAACAGUGAAAGAACUACUUCGAUGCUUCACACCCUUCAGACAUAUGAUUUCGUCUCAUUGACUCAGCUACAUGAUGGUGGGGAUGGAGCUAGCAGUGUUCCUAUGCAAGAAGGCACACUUAAUCAGCAACCUCUUAAUGAUCAUUUGAAUGAAAUCAGUGCCUUCUCAAUGGAUGAUAUAUUUUCCAACAUGCAUGUGGAAGAUUUCACUGGAGAUGAUGCUAUCGUGGAAGAAGCAUGA
Triticum turgidum subsp. durum (durum wheat) is the source of this 1803-nucleotide messenger RNA. The record is from the annotation of a GenBank genome assembly. NCBI's taxonomy places the organism in Eukaryota, Viridiplantae, Streptophyta, Magnoliopsida, Poales, Poaceae.